GUAUGCUGCAGAAAGUCAGAUUAUGCAUUAAUAAUAAUAAUAAUAAUAAUAAUAAUAACAGUCUUCUAUGACAAAAGCUAAAGCUACUGAAAUGACUCCGCAGAUAAAUGUUUACCAAAACUGAGCGUGAGAAAUCAUUUUAUUACAGUGUUGUUCAGUGCAACGAGUUUUAUUCAUAAAUAUAUGGCCAUUUUUGCCUCCACCGAGCAAAGUUGUCCCUCUAUAAAUACCCUUCUUCAGGGGCUUGUGUCCUCCCCACUUCUCUAUCUGCUUUCCAUCAUCAUAUAACAUCUUUGUCACAUUCCCAUUCCACCUUUUCUUUUUCUAUUUUCAAUGGCAAGCAAUCAAGCAUCUCUCAACAGCACCAAGUUUCCUCUUGCUGUUCAUAAUGAUGUUGAGCAACAAAUAACUACUCUGGAGCUUGAAGCCAAGGACAACUUUGACUACUCAAAAAGAGCACAAUGGCUGCGAGCGGCUGUUCUUGGCGCAAAUGAUGGUUUGGUCUCCAUUGGAUCAUUGAUGAUGGGUGUUGGUGCUAUAAAACAAGACAUUAAGGCCAUGAUAUUAACUGGGUUUGCUGGUUUGGUAGCUGGUGCUUGUAGUAUGGCUAUAGGCGAGUUUGUGUCUGUGUAUUCUCAGUUGGAUAUAGAGCUAGCUCAAGAAAAGAGAGACCAUGGAAAUGAAGAAGAAGAAGAAGAAGAAGGAGAUAAGGAGAGUUUACCAAACCCAUUGCAAGCUGCUGUAGCCUCAGCUCUUGCCUUUUCAAUGGGUGCAAUAGUGCCAUUGCUAGCUGCCUCAUUCAUAAGUAAUUAUAAGGCGAGACUAGGAGCAGUAGUUGGAGCUGUGAGCUUGGCUUUGGUGAUCUUUGGAUGGGUUGGGGCUGUGUUGGGGAAGGCUCCAGUGGUGAGGUCCUCAGCUAGGGUUUUGGUUGGAGGACUGAUAGCUAUUGCUAUAACCUUCGGUCUAACCAAACUUAUUGGAUCAACUGCUCUGUGACUUACCCUUUUCUUUAUUUUAUUUUUUUUCUUUCUGUGAAGUUGUUCGUGUCCAGUAUAACUACGUUACUGUGUUUUCCUUGUGUGUAUGAGGUAUGACAUAUGCAUGGAAAGAAGGUUGGCUUUGAUGAGAAAGAAGCCAACAGAAAAACAAAGAAGUGAUAUCUGAUUGCAUCGCCUGUCUUAUCUAAUGAUCAUGUGUCUUACUACAAAUAAAGAUGUCCAGUUCUUGCAAAGUAAGGGACAUGGGAUACGUAUUGUAUUCUCCCUUCAAAACAUGCAUUUUAAGAUUACAGAA
Ricinus communis (castor bean) is the source of this 1293-nucleotide messenger RNA. Its product is annotated as vacuolar iron transporter homolog 1. Gene Ontology annotation, biological process: intracellular manganese ion homeostasis. NCBI's taxonomy places the organism in Eukaryota, Viridiplantae, Streptophyta, Magnoliopsida, Malpighiales, Euphorbiaceae. The coding region runs from base 334 to 996 and encodes 220 amino acids. Gene Ontology annotation, molecular function: iron ion transmembrane transporter activity; manganese ion transmembrane transporter activity. The record is from RefSeq and is a predicted model, not a curated record. Gene Ontology annotation, cellular component: membrane. The transcript has a single exon.